Messenger RNA from Manis javanica (Malayan pangolin), 3161 nucleotides. RefSeq names its product par-6 family cell polarity regulator gamma (gene PARD6G). Gene Ontology annotation, cellular component: nucleus; apical plasma membrane; cell cortex. Gene Ontology annotation, biological process: centrosome cycle; establishment or maintenance of cell polarity; regulation of cellular localization. NCBI's taxonomy places the organism in Eukaryota, Metazoa, Chordata, Mammalia, Pholidota, Manidae. Gene Ontology annotation, molecular function: protein binding. The record is from RefSeq and is a predicted model, not a curated record.
GAGGCGCGCGGCCGGCCCAGCUCGGGCCGCCGCACUCGGAGCAGCCGGGCGGCCGAGCGAGCUCGGGCCGGGGCCGGGGCUGGGGCGCAGCGGGGGCGCCGGCCCCAGCGUCCUACUGCAGCCCCCGGAGCGAGGAGCGCGGGCCAGAGCGCGGCCGGAACCAUGAACCGGAGUUUCCACAAGUCUCAGACGCUGCGCUUCUUCGACUGCAGCGCGGUGGAAGUCAAGAGCAAGUUUGGGGCUGAGUUCCGGAGGUUCUCCUUGGACCGUCAAAAGCCUGGGAGGUUUGAGGACUUCUAUAAGCUGGUCGUGCACACUCAUCACAUCGCCAACACAGAGGUGACCAUCGGCUACGCCGACGUGCAUGGCGACCUGCUGCCCAUCAACAAUGAUGACAACUUCUGCAAGGCAGUCUCGAGCGCAAACCCUCUACUCAGGGUCUUCAUCCAGAAACGAGAAGAGGCCGAGCACUGCGGCCCGGCUGGCUCGCUGUCACGGAGGAAGAAAGCGCUGGCGCUGCGCGAGGAUGGGCCCCGCCGGCGUGCUCACCUGCACAUCGGCCUUCCGCGAGACUUCCGCCCUGUGUCCUCAGUCAUUGACGUGGACAUAGUGCCAGAAACACACCGCAGAGUGAGGCUGUACCGGCACGGCUGCCAGAAGCCAUUGGGCUUCUACAUCCGCGACGGCACAAGCGUGCGCGUAGCCCCUCAGGGCCUGGAGAAGGUACCAGGCAUCUUCAUCUCGCGCAUGGUGCCUGGUGGCCUGGCCGAGAGCAGUGGGCUGCUAGCCGUGGACGACGAGGUGCUAGAGGUGAACGGUAUCGAGGUGGCGGGCAAGACGCUGGACCAGGUCACAGACAUGAUGAUCGCCAAUAGCCACAACCUCAUCGUCACUGUCAAGCCCGCCAACCAGCGCAACAAUGUGGUGCGCGGGCGGGCGGGCAGCUCGGGCAGGCCCUGCACACGCCCUGCGCCCGGUGACUCGGACAGCGACGAAGAGCCCGACCUGGUGCUGGAGGGCAUACCACCCGGGCCCCCAGCGCCCGUGCGCGUCAAUGGCUCAGGGCCGACACCGAGCAGCGUGCGCCGCCUGCUGAGCUCAUUGCGCGCCGACCCGCGGCAUAGCUUGGCGCUGCCACCCGGUGGAGUGGAGGAGCAUGGGCCGGCCGUCACGCUGUAGCGGCUGCUGCCUCCAGGCAGGCCACCGUCACACUGCAGGCCUGGACACCUGCACACGCAGGGACUGGAUGGGCCACCGGGAGCUCCUUUUUAAAUGUGCAUCCAAUUUUUUUUUAAUUGUAUCACCCCUUCAUGGUUUUUAUUUAACCCUCACUGUUCCCCAAUGACACUACUCUUUAUUUCAAACUAUGGAUAGAAAAGUGCUAUUUUUAUAGACUUCACACAGGGAAUAUGCACUCUGCCCUAGGCCGGAUGCAGACCCCACACCUUUGUAAAGUGGUAGACAGCAUCUGACCAAGUACAAUACUUAAUUUUUAAUCUUUAAAAGCUUCAUUUUUAAAAAUGAAGUAUUUUCAAAUUAAAAUAGUCAUUCCUGUUUGACUAACCCAUGCAAAAACACAGUAGGUGUCAGCAUGCUCUUGUCGCCGUUCUUCCUGCCGACGCACACUGAUUCCGCUGGCCGGCUGGCGGGAUGAAGGUGUGUGGCAGGAAGGUAGGGACUGGUUUUUAAGAACAAAUGUGCCCAAGCCUAUAGGAGACAUGACUGUAGAAGGUUGAUUUUAAAUGUUCACAUUGCUUGUAUAGUCAUAUUUCAAGGAGCCAGAUGGGUGCGGCAGUCCCCAGCAUCACUGGGGAAAGAGAACUCCCAGGGAGCGGUCAUGGCAGGGCUGAAGGUGGGCUGCUCUGUGAGAUCAUCAGACGUGGUCUGUCACCAGCCUUUGGGGGUGAAUUUAAUUUGGAGAAGCAGCUCUGCUGGAUUAGAAGGUAAGGCUCAGCUACACCAUCGUGAUCAAAAGUCAGUAUUUACUCUGAGACAAACAGUCUUUUCCUGUGAUUGACUCUGAGGGCAGUGUUUUGAGUUUCCAGCAGAAAUGAUGGGUAAGCCAACCACAUACCCCCAGACAGGCCUGUGGAAGCCCACAGAUAGAUUCAUAGGUUUUGUUAUCUUUGUUUUUAAUCAAGUCACACGGAAUUUACUGAUUUUAACUCAAAUUACAUUCAUUGCCACUUCCUCAUGAGCUCCUAGCAAUACUUACGUAUUUAGUAAUUUUAAAGGUAAUUCAUGUUUGAUCCCAUUAAAUUUUAUAUGAAGUAUAUUUUAUUUUUCAAUACUGAUGAGAAAAUGUUAUGCUCAUACUUUGAGAACUAAACUUUGACCAAAUAAAGCUUGCAUAUAAACACAGGUAAAAAUAUUUUUCUAGGUUGCCUUUGGGGACACUCUGCAGCUGCUUGUCCUGUGGGCCAAUACCCCCUGCUGGUCAUCGGCAGAACUAUCCUGACUUCACAGAUGUCAGGCUAACAGCAUGGAAAAAAUACCAAUGUUUUCAUUUUUCCUGAAUUCAUUAAGUGAAAAAAGCAGAUUAUUUUUCUUUUGCAAAAGAUUAAUUGGGCAGAAAAUAUACUUUAUUGCAAAGCUGUGGUCUCCCACACAUGUGUAUCAUGUUGGUAUCUGUAUGCCAAGGUUGCUGUCCAUUUUGUCCCCAAGCACAGGGAACACCAAAGAUGCCUCCUUGAGGCCUGGGGUGUGAGUCCAGACACCUAAAUUUACAGGCCCCGCGGAGCUAUGAGGGGUGCUUAUUUGGCACCCCAGCAGUCGGAAGUGUUUUUUUUUACAAAGACAGGUAUUAUAGAACCAAAACUCUAAUGCUGUUACUAUCACAGAAGAAAUGUUCUUUUACUAAGUUAUUACUGGCUGUUGAAUAUCUUGUUUUGUAACUGGAUCUGUUACCAAGAAGGAAAGUUAUAUUUCUUACUAUGUUUUAAGUUGUUAUGCAAAUGUAAAAAAAAAAAUUUUAAAGGAAAAAAAGGCUUACUCUGAAGUCUGUGCUCUGUUGUUGGUAAUUUUAGGAAUUCUGAGCUUCAUGGAAAAGCCUCUUGAGUGUAUUUUUCUACCCAGGUCUUUACUUCUGCCAUUUUAUUCUAAAGAAACAAACAAAAAAAAUCAUGUUGUACUAGACAUUAAACUUUUCUUGUUUUUAUAUA